AAUUUAUCCAAUCAGAAUUUAGUUCUCUUCAGCUCUAGAAAACGAAAGAAUAUUUAACCUCCACUAAUUUUGAAAGCAUUAAAAACUGCUUCCAAGAUGCCGCGACGAGGACGUUCAAUGUCAUCCAGGCCAAUGGUUCCAGCUCCGGUUUCCAGGCCUGUAGCUCCAGCUCCUGUUCCUGCUCAACCUUCUGCAGUUGCAGCUCCUCGACAACCUGGACUUUUCGCACAAAUGGCUACCACAGCUGCAGGUGUUGCUGUGGGCUCUGCUGUUGGUCAUACUGUGGGACAUGCUUUAACUGGAUCAUUUAGUGGCUCAAAUAAUGAAGUUGCUGCACCAGCACAACAAGCAACUUCUCCUGAACCAAUUCACCCACAAUCUGCAGGAUCCACACAUGCAAAUCGAUGUGAAUGGGAAAUCAAGCAAUUUAUGGAAUGUGCUCAAAAUCAAAGUGAUAUCACUUUAUGUUCAGGAUUUAAUGAGGCUAUUAAAUUAUGCAAGCAACAAAAUGGAAUAUCUUUAUAAUGGCUUCACUGUAGCAGUUUUAAUUUAUGGAGCUAUGAAUUUACUACUGACUUUAUGAAGACUAACAAAUUAUUGGAAAGAAAAUCAGUGGUAAACGCAGUUUUAAUAUGCAACAAAUGUAGUCAAGUUUUGUUCAAUAUUGUUAAUAAAUCUGGUUUUAAAUUUGC
Molecule: messenger RNA, 692 nt
Organism: Octopus bimaculoides (California two-spot octopus)
Lineage: Eukaryota; Metazoa; Mollusca; Cephalopoda; Octopoda; Octopodidae
Product: coiled-coil-helix-coiled-coil-helix domain-containing protein 2
Biological process (GO): mitochondrion organization
Cellular component (GO): mitochondrion; nucleus
Source: RefSeq, a predicted model, not a curated record